AACAAAAAUUACGCUAUAAAAUAACCGCGACACGGCUCUUCUUUUUCUUUUUUAUCUCUUUCACUAGAAAAUGAGUCAAGAGUUGCCAGUUCAUAUUGCCCAAGCAACACCAUCGCCAACCAAAGAUCAAGUCUAUCCAGAGCCAGUCAUCACCGUAACACCGGAAAAACCGCAUGCUUACGACGAUGAUAUUUCUGUACCUAUGAAGCCCCAAGCCUAUGACGAGUCUAUAGAGCCAGGACCACCUUCGUAUCCUGUUAUGAAGCCAAACGCACCUGAUCCUGGUUACAGUUUGAAGGACAAGCCAUUGCCGGGAAGUCAAAGUCCUGUAGAGCAACGUGGUCUGAUACAAGCCAAAAAUUCCACUCGAUCGGCGCCGAUGCAGUAUACUCCCGAAGUGGGUAGUAACAUAUCCCAAGUGAUGGAAGAAGAGGAGUCGAAGGGAGCAUUUUUCGAGUCGAUGCAACGAAAGUUGUCUAAUAAGUUUACAAGAGAUCCCCUGAACAAUCCACCCGAGUUCUUUGAUCGCCAAGCUCAGUUCUCUACCCCUCCACAGCCUUUUGCUACUUUUUACAUACGCAGUCUGGGUAAACAUCUCGAAGACGGGUUUCCAAAAGCAUUUCCUAGCGCACAGCUUGGCUCACACGAUAUUCGCGCAAAGGAAUGGAAGCAGUUUCUGGACGACUUGGCAUUUAUGGGCAAGCUGUCUGGAGGUCAAAAAGUGGUCUCGUCUGUAUUUCCUGUCACACGCUAUGUGGGCUUUAUCGGACAUACGCUUACCACGGUGAUUGAGAACGGGUUGAUGAAAGGCACGCUUGGGAAAGUCGCGAGUUUAGUGGAUAUCUGGAAUGCUGUGUUCUUCCACCAACGUGGCGUAAAUGUCGUAUUAAUCCAAGGUACAUCAAGAAUCAGUGGGCCACCCAUGGAAGACGAUCCAACCUUCUUUACCACACCAUCUUUGCCACUCUAUGGCUCAACACCACAGAUGAUGAGCGAAUAUCCACCCUACUCACCAGUCCCUCAGUAUCAUCACCCGCAAGCAUCUCAAAAUGACCUUGAUCGAGGAAAUUCUCUCUCAUCCUCCCAUUCAUCUCAAUCGUCUCAGUCAACGGGGCUAUCAUCAGGAAGCCAGCAUAAAUCGCCAGUUUAUAAUGAGUCGUAUGGGCACAUCAGCUCGCCUGAAGGAUCUUUUGGUCAACGUGAUCAACAGCCAUCAGAACCUUCACCCACGUUUGCACAACCACUACAACUGACAGCUCAGUCGGCUGCGCCAUAUGGGCAAUCUCAGCCAGCUCCAUAUGGACAAUCGCAACCACCUGCUCCAUAUGGACAAUCACAACCAGCGCAACAGCCUGCGCCGCAUGGCAUAGCGUCGCCAAUCCUUUCACAUAUGCAGAACAUAUCAUCGCCGUUCGGCUACAACCAAAGUUUACAGCCAAGACAUUCUCAUCAUCAUCAUAAAUGGGAGCGCCGUGAGGAGAAGAAAGAUAAGAAGAAGAAGAAAGACAAUUACUAUGUGAUGGUGGAGUAUCAACCGAUCAUGUCACCAACAGCCAUGCCACCCAUGAUGUGAAGUCGAGGUCGCCCUGCGUGUUCGUGGAUACUUAGAUAAUCUGUAUUAAUUUCACCCCCCCCCCAUUCUAUGUACCAUUAUUCUCCCCACUAUUCAUAUUUUUCGCAUACCAUAUUUGAGGGGAAUGAUUCCCGGUUUGACAGACAGAGAAUGAAACGUUAGAACAAAUAAACAAAAAGAUAUCAUGACGAUGUAAA
This is a messenger RNA of Umbelopsis ramanniana AG, 1770 nucleotides long. RefSeq lists its product as uncharacterized. Bases 71 to 1573 code for a protein of 500 amino acids. The record is from RefSeq and is a predicted model, not a curated record. The transcript has a single exon. NCBI's taxonomy places the organism in Eukaryota, Fungi, Mucoromycota, Umbelopsidomycetes, Umbelopsidales, Umbelopsidaceae.